This is a messenger RNA of Penicillium riverlandense, 1158 nucleotides long. RefSeq lists its product as uncharacterized. The coding region runs from base 1 to 1158 and encodes 385 amino acids. NCBI's taxonomy places the organism in Eukaryota, Fungi, Ascomycota, Eurotiomycetes, Eurotiales, Aspergillaceae. The transcript has 2 exons. The record is from RefSeq and is a predicted model, not a curated record.
AUGUCGAAUCAAUCUCGCGAAAGCGCAACGCGUCGCUACUCGGCCGUGACACUCCUUUUCACCGUCCUGGGCGCACUGGGCCAGGUGGCUUCCGCGGCGAGCAGCUCCCAGGAGACCGGCGGAGAAGGAUAUCUCCCCGGCGAGGGAAUUCCGAUAACAGACGACCUCGGCAACCUCAAAUACGUCCCCUUUGCCAUAUGCAACGAAACUGCCUCACCCUUGUCCCUGCACUUCGGCACCUCCGAGACAAUAAGCUGCACCGUCCCUACCGUCUCCGAUGAUUUCUACCACAUCCUCGAAUUCUACGUGCAUUCCGACGCACCCAUGUCCUGCCGCGUGCCCACCGCGCCGCUCUCGUCCUUCCACAGCAGCCCGAAAAGCAGCAACGACGAUCCCAACGACGAGAACAGCUCUCUCGCGGCGCUGAAUGAGAACGGCCCGUCGUUUACGCCAGUCACAAUGGCUGUGCAGGGGACGCUGCAACUGAGCCAUUUGCAUAUCUGGACUGAUAUGAACGUGCUGCUGCAUGAUCUUGCGGCCGAUCCGGCGGCGCAAAAGCACAAGGGAAAGAAGAAGACCACGGAGCCCGGGUAUGUGAUGGCCGGGACGGCAUACUCGGUCCCCGAGUUCGACGCCAAGUCCUCGCAGGAUGAAGACGAGCAGGCCAUCGCUCUUGUCCGCGCUGCGCGCCAUCCCUGGACACCAGGACACGGCACAAAAGUCAUUCGCGGCGAGCCACUCACCUUCUCCUUCCACGUUGAUUGGGUGCAAGGCGGCGCGUCGAUCGGCUGGCCCGCCCGCACACCGGGCAAGUCGUUCCUCUCCGAGAACGAUGCAAAAUCAGAGACCCACUUCUUCUCACGGCUGUUCUUCUUCGUCAUGGCUGCGUCGGUGGGCGCAUUGGCUGCGCUACACUGGGAGCGCAAUGGCCGGCGCUGGCGGCGUGGCUCUGUUCCGUCUUCAUGGCGCGGCGAUGGCAUGCUGGGUGGUCUGCCGACGGUUAGGGGAAAGGGUACGGGUGUUGCCUUUGGAAACGGAGGUCGCAUUAAUGGGUAUGGCGGGUAUUCUCCGGCUCCUCCUAGUAAUGGAGUCGGGGCGCCUGCUAAUGCGGGAGGACAUUUUGGGUAUGCUGGAUUUGGAAGUGGGAAAAAGGAUUGA